AUGCUACUUCAGCUCAUCCCACCCUCGGGGUGUGGCAUUCCUGCUUCUCUUCAAACCCAUGCCGUCCCCACUCCAUCUUCAUUCCCUAGGGGUCUGAAGCAACCCGCGAACUGGACCCGCACGCGGACGACGCUCAACACCCACGGCAUAGCUCUACCGACCCACCAAUGCAUCGAUCGCGCAUCGUGGCUUUCUUUGGCGGUUGAGCAAGUCACAUGGAACCUCGAGGAUGACGUGCUUGUCGUCGCCUUCGUCGAUGGAUCCGUCGAGCGAUGGCCGAUCGCUGCAGCCGCUUCACCCCUCUCUACCCAGGCCUCAUUGCAGCUAUCCAAUGCUCGUGACACACGUAAGGACAACGCGGAGCAAGCCGAGCAGAUCCAAGACACUUCCAAUUACGAGCGAGCCGCAGCAACUUUGCUGGUGCCAGCCAACGAGUCUAGUAAGUCACGUGAUUCUUGCUCGGCGCCUCUUUCGUCGUUGUCGUCAUCGUCGCGGGAAUCAUGGUGCUUGCCCUCUCCACCCUCAUCAUCGACCAUAAAGACUACCUGUCCCCUCACCGACCCAUCGACAACCCAGCCGCUGCGAAACCUUUGUAGCCAACUCGGCACCGCCUACGAAAAAUUCGUCAUGUCUGGGACACACGACGUGGCCGACGACGAUCUCGAGCACAUCGUUACCAUGGCUGGCGAUGCUACUGUCGCGCCUUUACCUCAGUGGGAACCAGAUGCGUCCAUCGGUGUGCCGAGCGGGUCGGUGUCCGGUAGCAGCCCGCCUCGUAGCGACGAUGAUCGCGACGGAGAGCAAGCUUUGUCACACCCGACGGAGCCCACUGCUGUGAUGCCCUUCCCCGGAAUCUUCCCCCCGCGUUCGGCCCCGACAUUAGAGGAGGUAAGACCGUCAGAGCAUCAACGUGAGCACCUGCGGUCCGCCUGGGGAGAAGCGGUCCGCAAGGUCAAGUCAGGGGUUCCGGAGGCCGAAGGGGCGGUCGGAGUGCAUGUCCCACUGCUCUCGAUCCUAAAGACGAUUCGCAUCACUAUGCUCGAUCUAUUUUCCCGGGUGCUUGCGCCUGCGAUCAAGGAACGACUUGAUGCCCCCACAUACUGCGUGUGGGCCACUUCGAACGCCGCCAAGGCCGCUCGAGCUCGCGCCAUUGUCCGGGCCGGCGAGGUUGCUUGGAAUAUUCUCGCUCUGCUCAACGAUGACGGUCAGACUUUUGAUGCGGGAAGUGACGAUACCAGCGAGUCAGAGUCGGAAUCAGACGAUCACGAAGACCCCGGCGGAGUGGAAAUCAUCGACCAGCUGGCUGAAGAAGAAUGGCGCGGGGUCGACGACUUUGGGGCGUCGACUGCUUUUGAACUGGGUCGACGCAAACGUCGCACGGCACUCAAGGAGAGGCGCAUUCACGAGCAACUAUCCAAUAACGUCAUGCGCGAGUGUUUUGACGAUUUCGAGUUGCGUCUGUGGUGCGAGCAGGCAAUCGGCCGCGCUCAAAUGAUGGAGGACAGUGGGCAUACAUCGGAAGAAUGGGGCAAGCCCCCCGGGGUGCCUCAUCCCCGCGUCAGCGCCACUUCGGUCGGGCCAUGGACGUGGGCUCGCAACAUCCCAUCGUGGGAGAUCACUCGGCUCAUCACGAGCGAUAUCGACAUCCCCAAGGUGACCAUCAAGAGACGCAGCGUCCUCCUCGGACCACAUGGCAGUGGAGUGACGAGCAAGAACGAACCUGACGAGACGGGCGAAGAUCCGUCCACUUCACCGCCUGCAACGGACCUCAGCGACAGCGAGGGCCAGGACUGCUCGCCCAAGCGGAGACCCCCGGUCCCAGCCGCGAUGAUAGCCCUUGAAGAUCCACUAGGCGAAGAAUUGCUACCGCCUCGCAUCCCCAAGGCCCUGGUCACGAACGCUCGCGAUCCGUAUCUGGGCAACGAGAUGAUCGCGAUGAGAAGAAAGACUCAUCAGAGCCUGAAUCAAGUCGCAGGCGUGAGUGCGCUGAGACCGCACUCCGAGUCUGGAGUCUCCGAGCUGACGCGGAGGAUCCCAACUCAGCUCAUUCGAAAGGCUAAGGACCUUCGCGAUUAUCUGGCUCGGCAAUUAAUAGACUGGGACAAGCAGCAAGUGAAGGAGAAAGGUGAGUGGGAAGGCUUUCACAAAUCGUGUCCCAGACUCUUCGCCUGAUUUUUAGCUCGGUGUUUUUAACAACACGCAGCACUGAAACCACCUCAAGACCACCAAAAGUCCUGUCUUCGCAACCCAACGACCUCAGACUCGCCCACAGUGGAGUCGAAGAGGGUCGGAUCCUCCAAAGCUCAACCCUUGAUUCAGCGAGCGGCGGACCGCAGCGUCUCCCGACAUGUGCGCAACGAGCUCGAACGUCGGCGGCGCAGUGGUUCGAUUUCCAAGAAGGCCGAGGCUUCAAUCACCAAGCACCGGAAUACGCCGAGGAAGCGACAGAGAGAGAAUCUGGACAUUAUUGACAUGAUCGAAAAUGCCAAAUCGCCGGCACGCAAGCUACCCAAGCAGGCGACGAAUACACCAUCACCCGACAAGGUUACCGACGAGAACUUCGGUAGCCAACAAACUUCCACGAUGUCCCAAGACAGCGAGCCAAACAUUCUCGACCGGUCUCGAUCCCCGUGGUCGAACCUCCCUUCCUUCCCGUGGGCCGCAACGACGGGCACGAGUGCGCAGCCAAAUCGACCACCGCGGUCCCACUUCACCUCUGUGGAUGACAAUCGAGAGUCAGGGGCUACGAGCACCUCGACGAGCUCCACCACACUAGAAGACUCCGUCGCACCGGCCGAGCGGUUUAGCAUCCAAGAAUUCCGUCGCUUCCGUCCUCACCCAGUCGAACACAUUGCUGCGACAGACUUGACGCUCGAGAAUAAGUCACCGAUUGAAGACGUUCCGACGGUUCGACGUGGUCCGCAUAGCUGGGAUCGAAAAUACCCAUACGGUGAAGAUGGCGACGAGGAGAUGCGCUUGUUGGGUGAUGGUGAAGACGACUCGGAGGAGGAGGUCGUCGAGCUGAGGUUGACGCGCCUGAGUGACGUUGAUGACGAGAGCGAGUCAGUGGAUACCGGUUCGCAGACCCAAGGCAAGAGGCAUACUCCGAGUGGCAUCUUAAGAGUGUCUCAAGGAUUGGCAGAGCAAGGCUCUAUCAGCUCUCAGUGGGUCCUUCCUCGACCUCGGUCCUCUUGGAGAACAGGCGUCACUCCGCGAUCAACUCCAAGAGACGACGGCAAUUCAGGUCCGGAGGUGCUCGAACAGCGCAAAGCUGCAGAUCACUGCGGAGUGACCUCAGAUGAUUUAAAGUCAUCCGAAUUUUCAAAGGAAACCCCUCCGCGACCCCAAGAGGACGGCGAGUCGAGCGACAUCGAGGUAGAAGUCGAAUCACCUGAAGCACCCGCGUGGAUCCACUCGCUGCGCGCUCCGCUCGUGGACACUACAUGGCGAUCGGAACGGUCGGUACCGCCCUCAGCAGAAGAAAUGGGUACAAGUGCUGUGAUAUCGGGAACCCGCUGA
Microbotryum saponariae is the source of this 3519-nucleotide messenger RNA. NCBI's taxonomy places the organism in Eukaryota, Fungi, Basidiomycota, Microbotryomycetes, Microbotryales, Microbotryaceae. The record is from the annotation of a GenBank genome assembly.